Molecule: messenger RNA, 894 nt
Organism: Fraxinus pennsylvanica
Lineage: Eukaryota; Viridiplantae; Streptophyta; Magnoliopsida; Lamiales; Oleaceae
Source: the annotation of a GenBank genome assembly
AUGACGGAGGAGCAGCGGCAGAGCCGGAAACGGAAAAGGGGGAGGCGUAACAAGCAAAAGAAGGCCGCCUCUUCCGCGGAAGGCGGCGCCACCACUAAGAGUCUCCGUACCUCUGCCUCUGAUUCUGCCAGUUCUAAUAAAAGUAACCCAAAAUCCUCUUUUCUGGACAAGAUGAAAGCGAGAUUAUCGGGAGGUUACUUUCGUAUGAUUAAUGAGAAGCUCUAUACUUGCACCGGAGAUGAGGCACUUGACUAUUUCAAGGAAGAUCCAGCAUUGUUCAAUGUUUAUCAUGCAGGGUAUCAGGAGCAAAUGUCACAUUGGCCUGAACAGCCAAAUGAUAUAAUUAUAAAAUGGAUAAAGGACCAUAGCCCUUCUUUAGUUGUAGCUGAUUUUGGUUGUGGGGAUUCACGGCUUGCGAGAAGCGUGAAGAAUAAAGUCUUCUCCAUUGAUCUUGUCUCAAACGAUCCUUCAGUCAUUGCUUGUGAUAUGUCCAAUACACCCCUCGAGACUUCGUCUAUAGAUGUGGCCGUCUUUUGUCUCUCGUUGAUGGGAAUUAACUUUCCCAAUUUCCUGAAGGAAGCCCAUAGAGUUCUUAAAUCUCAUGGGUGGCUUUUGAUAGCAGAAGUGAAAAGCAGGUUCGACCCCAGUACGGGAGGAGCGGACCCGAACAAGUUUGUGAAAGCAAUAUGUGAACUAGGAUUUAGUUGUCAGACAAAGGACUUCUCAAACAAGAUGUUCCUACUGUUUUACUUCAAGAAAAAGGAGAAACUGGAUUCUAGAAAGCAAAUCGAUGGUGCCCUAUCUGGAGGUUGGAUCACCAUGAAUCCGGUCCUGGAAUUCGGAAACAUCUGUGGCCAUAUUUCAAUUGGGUGGGUUGGUCGACGAUCCAAUUGA